Rattus rattus (black rat) is the source of this 1062-nucleotide messenger RNA. RefSeq names its product eukaryotic translation initiation factor 3 subunit J. NCBI's taxonomy places the organism in Eukaryota, Metazoa, Chordata, Mammalia, Rodentia, Muridae. Gene Ontology annotation, molecular function: translation initiation factor activity. The record is from RefSeq and is a predicted model, not a curated record. The transcript has a single exon. Gene Ontology annotation, cellular component: eukaryotic translation initiation factor 3 complex; cytoplasm. Bases 114 to 893 code for a protein of 259 amino acids.
UAGUAGGCCCAGCCUGCCCCGCGCGGGCCAACGAGAGCCAGCCCAGUGACUCACCUCUGCCGCGCUAACUCUUCGCAGCUCUUCCCUUCACACACGCUCACCCCCGGAUCGAGAUGGCGGCGGCGGCGGCGGCGGCAGCGGGGGACUCAGACUCCUGGGACGCGGACACGUUCUCUAUGGAGGACCCGGUGCGGAAGGUCGCGGGCGGCGGCACGGCAGGCGGGGACCGCUGGGAAGGCGAGGACGAGGACGAGGACGUGAAGGAUAACUGGGAUGAUGAUGAUGAUGAAAAUAAAGAAGAAGCAGAAGUCAAACCAGAAGUAAAAAUUUCAGAAAAGAAAAAAAUAGCAGAAAAGAUAAAAGAGAAAGAACGGCAACAGAAAAAAAGGCAAGAAGAAAUUAAAAAGAGGUUAGAAGAACCUGAAGAAUCUAAAGUGCUAACACCCGAAGAGCAAUUAGCAGAUAAACUCCGGCUAAAGAAAUUACAGGAAGAGUCAGACCUUGAAUUAGCAAAAGAAACUUUUGGUGUUAAUAAUACAGUUUAUGGAAUAGAUGCUAUGAACCCAUCUUCAAGAGAUGACUUCACAGAGUUUGGAAAGUUACUAAAAGAUAAAAUUACACAAUAUGAAAAAUCACUAUAUUAUGCCAGUUUUUUGGAAGCCUUAGUUCGAGAUGUCUGUAUUUCAUUGGAAAUUGAUGACUUGAAAAAGAUUACCAACUCAUUGACUGUGCUCUGCAGUGAAAAACAGAAGCAGGAAAAGCAAAGCAAAGCCAAAAAGAAGAAGAAAGGUGUGGUACCUGGAGGGGGAUUAAAGGCCACCAUGAAAGACGAUCUGGCAGACUAUGGUGGAUAUGAUGGAGGAUAUGUACAAGACUAUGAAGACUUCAUGUGACAUUUUAUCUUCUGGUGUCUCCUUUCUGUUGCCCACAAUCCCUUCAACAUGUAGCACAACCUCCUUUCCUUUCAGUUCUGCCAAAUGCUACAAUCAAAGUGCAGUAUCUUUGUGCUGGUUAUUUAACCCCUUGACACUCAGGUGCUAAUGUGCAAAUGAGGAACUUGGA